GUCUGACUACUUGGAACACAACAGUGUAUAUUCAACAGAGCAGGCCGCACUGUGGUCAGAAAAUGCUUUGGAUAUAAAUGCAAUAUCUACCAAACACUACGAUCAACAAGAUGAAAAGGAGAACACAACUGGUUUUGCUGGCUGCCUGCACUGUCAUGCUCAUUUGCUUUGCACAGGCCGAAGAAUCAUCAGAUAUGUGCGACUUCUCUGGCCUCGACUUGGAGAAAAUGGUCGACAACAUUUUCCGGCGUGUCCCCGCGUCGUACUCAACACCAAGAGAUAAGCCGCUGCAAAUCAUACCAGAAAUUACGAUUGACGCUCCUGUGAUCAAAGGGUUGGAUAAGUUCGAACUUUACGGUCCAGUGUUCAGCUAUUGCCGCAACGGCGCCAAGCUCGUCCAAGUAGAUAUCGUCUUUGAUCGCCUGAUAGAGCUGUCUGCGACAUGGAAAACUUGCAGUGGAACAGAGGGAGUCAUUGGAACAUACGGAACAGCCAGAGUUACCGUGACUUUCGAGGUGGUCAAUGCUACUCGUGAAGAUGGUCUCCAGGAAAAAGGAAUGAAGCUGGUUCUUCACGGUUAUCCGAAGGCUGUUGGAGUCGAUGUCGUUAGCGUGUACAUUCGUGGCGCAGGUGAACUGUUGGGUAACUUUGUAGCAGCAUCGAGAAUAUUUCUGCCUAAACUACCCAUGGAGUUAUUAACGGACGUCGUUACUUUUCGACUCCGGCAGAUAGUAAAAGAUUUGACUGAACGUCCGUGACAGGCUGUUUAGGCAAAACGCAGUCUCGACCAUUCAAUACUUGCGGGCCUUGUAUGUCGACAGCAAAGAUCACAUAAACUGCAGAGGAACGCAACAAACUUGUUCCGCUCUACAUUCCGAAAUGUUUGGAAAUAUACCACCAUUUAUUUAAUAAAUAA
Molecule: messenger RNA, 916 nt
Organism: Dermacentor silvarum
Lineage: Eukaryota; Metazoa; Arthropoda; Arachnida; Ixodida; Ixodidae
Exons: 4
Coding region: 78-758 (226 amino acids)
Source: RefSeq, a predicted model, not a curated record